Molecule: messenger RNA, 2445 nt
Organism: Paramacrobiotus metropolitanus
Lineage: Eukaryota; Metazoa; Tardigrada; Eutardigrada; Parachela; Macrobiotidae
Product: mucin-2-like
Exons: 4
Coding region: 37-2148 (703 amino acids)
Source: RefSeq, a predicted model, not a curated record
AACGCGAAAGACCAGGUUGUUAGAUCCUGCCCAUGUAUGGAAGGAGAGACCAGUGCAGAGCCUGCUGCUGUUCCGUCAGCUUCGACUGUCGCUGAGAAGCCUGCCACUGAAGGCAACGAACUGUCUGCAUCGAAUUCGACCGAAGCAGGACCAGUGGUACAACCACCUCCCGUUCCUCCUCCGGCUCCGGUGGUGAAUCCCCCAGUUACAGAAACCUCUAUCAUUUUGCGACCCACCAUCUCCACUGUGACAACCACGGCGACAACGACCCCAACAGCAACAGCAAUAUCCGUGGUUAAUGCCACGGGAAGCGAUCUGGGUGGACAGCAGUAUUAUGUGGUGGUUGGAGCGGAUGGCACGAAUAGCUUGGUGGCUGGUAUUCCUGCGGGCAUCACAAACGCUACGUCAGCUCAAAUACAAGGAACCACUGUUAUUGGCACGGUUGUCGGAUCCACUUCACGCCCCGGAACAACGAUCCCAACCGCUAAUAUUAUCGCUCAAGGAGGUCCGGUUACGAUUAAACGCGGCACUGUUCGUCCCGGCACCCUGACGACCAAAUCUGCGCCUGUUCUCGCCAGAGCGGCAGUUUCCAUUCCCAAGGGACAUACCAUCGUCCCUCGUGCAGGACAAGUGGUACCCGGUCCGGCGGGGACGAGUGCCACUUCGGGUAUUGUUAAGAUGAUAACCGUGCCGGCGCUGGGGUCUACCGCGGGGCAGAGUACUGUAUCUGUCUACCUUCCGGGGCCUUCCGCGGCCACCGCUACUCCCCUGGUGCGUCGCGCGUCACCCACCAAAGCAGUUCCCAUAAAGACCAUCACGCAGCCCGUGCAGGCAGCCCGCACUGUCUUUCACGCGCGUCCAACCGUUGCUGCCCCGGCUGCUACCACUACGGCGGCUCCUGUUGUGGCGGCUGUGACAACGUCGGCACCGACCACCAGCACCACAACGACAGUCACGCCCGUUAUUGCUGCUAAGAAGCCCGCAGCUACACGAGUAGCACCGACGGCUGCUGGGAAGACAACGGUAGCCAAACCGGCUGCCGCAACAGCUGCGGCGCGUGUUCUGACGAAUAAGAACACGACUUCCGCUGACCGCGCUGCGCAGUAUCGGAAGGCCAUCGGGGACAGCAUGAUGAAGCUGCACAAACUGGAGACGUCCAUUAUGAAGCUGAAUCCCGAUAAAGCCACACCGUUUACCGUUGGUGAAAUUUUCACCCAGACCGCUGCAUCUUUUGCCAAAAUGGCUUCUUUGACGUCGCAUUUAUCGCUAGAUAGUCAAGGGCCUGCUGAUAAACGGCGUUGGUCUCCAGAAUUGGUUACUAAGUUCAUAACGACUGUGACGACAUUUGCAACCAGUAUGAAGGAAAUUGGGGACGAGUUAAAAGGCCGUCAUGAAAAACAGCUGAUAGGCAGUUUGAAGCGGAAGGCGGAAACGGAAGGCAGUGCCCCCAAAAAGACGGCAGCGGUUUCAAUUUUGAAGGUUCCAGUGGUCAGUGCUGCUAAAAAUCCACCAGCUCCGAAUGAAAAUCUGGAGCCGUUGAAGGAUGCAGCGGUCAAGAUGCCUUCUACAUCAACCAGUACACCGGUGCCUUCCGCCAAGGAGCCAAAGGCUGGGGAAGAAAAAGUGGAUGAAACAUUAGCAACCGAGACUACAACAUCAACGGCGUCUGCUGCAAGCGAACCUCCGACUCCUGCAUCUAAUGCUUUGGAUAACACUGUUUAUCUUACUCCUGCAUCUGAAGGCACUCCACAACAAUCCCACACUAUGUCUGAAGCUACCAGUCAGCCAUCCGAAAAGAGCGCCACUGUAGAGACAUUGGAAACAGCGGAGCGGGAGAAGUUGCCUGAAAAAAAUGCAGUUAGGGAGUCCCCUUCAACAGAUAUUGAACUUGGAAAGCCCGACGUGACGACGUUGAAUGACCUGCCUGUUGCGGAAAACGUCGUGAUCAGCGAAGGAAUUGUGGAAGAAGGUGAAUUAGUGUACGGAAAGGUGAGCAAAGUGGUUACGUUGGGCUUAUCGUUUUUUCAGACGUUCUUGGAGGAAGCAGCAGUGGUGGAGAGCCAGAAAUACGGUCCGGAGAUCAUUGACCGCUGCUCUCCGGUUAUUGUCGAACAGAUAUUGGAAAGCUUCCUGAAUAAUAUCUUUUAGUUAACGUGUUUCUCCUCUGGAGCAGUUUUGCUGGCCUGCCUUUUUGGGAAUGUAAAUUUUGCGUUCAGUUUUGAUUUUUUAUAGAAUAAGCGCAAUAAUUUUCUUUCAGUUUUGAUCUGCUUGGUGUUAUGUUUGGUGCGCAAGCAGCUUUAGAAUUUUAGGCUUAUGAGUGAUGAGCAGUGUAUUGUUUUAGUUUUUUGUGUUCCGGAUCCGCGUUAGAAGUGCGGUAAUCUAAAAUUUUGAGUUGUGGUCUACCGUUUUUUUCCACUCACUUGCAGAAUGAAGAACAGUGCGUUG